Fonsecaea erecta is the source of this 1620-nucleotide messenger RNA. RefSeq lists its product as hypothetical. The transcript is spliced from 3 exons. Gene Ontology annotation, molecular function: 6-phosphofructo-2-kinase activity; ATP binding; fructose-2,6-bisphosphate 2-phosphatase activity. Gene Ontology annotation, cellular component: cytosol. Gene Ontology annotation, biological process: fructose metabolic process; fructose 2,6-bisphosphate metabolic process. Lineage: Eukaryota; Fungi; Ascomycota; Eurotiomycetes; Chaetothyriales; Herpotrichiellaceae. The record is from RefSeq and is a predicted model, not a curated record. The coding region runs from base 1 to 1620 and encodes 539 amino acids.
AUGGAUACCCUACUGACCGCCGAGUCGGCGGUCAAUUCACCCCGCUAUCGACGCAAGUCGAGCACAUUUGUCGAUGCGAUCCAUGAUCUCCCAGAGAAGAGCGAGAUGGCACCCGCUCAGCUCUACAGUACUGAGUCGGGGCGACUGUUCCAUGCUGGUCGGAUCGCCAUUACCACAGUAGGAUUACCUGCUCGCGGCAAGACCCACAUCUCAGUGGCAUUGGCUCGUUAUCUACGGUGGCUGGGUGUGAAGACUAGAAUCUUUCACCUGGGCGACUAUCGCAGAGCGAUCGUAGGCCCAGGGAAAGAUGUCCCUGACGACUAUUUCUUUGUCAACGCCUCGGCGUCGUCGGUUUUGCUGAGGCAAAAGAUCCUUAAGAAGUGCAGGGAGGAUAUUUACCAUUUCCUCAACCAUGAAAACGGCCAGAUUGCCAUCUACGAUGCAGUCAAUCCUCUGUCUGCUGGACGCAGGUCCCUAGCCAAGGAGUUUGCGAAACACGACAUCAAAUGUCUGUUCAUCGAGUCAAGUUGUGACGACCAGCGGAUCAUCGAAGAGAACGUCCGCAGUGUCAAAAUCUCUUCGCCCGAUUACAUAGGCUGGUCUGAAGCCGACGCGGUCAAACAUUACCUGAACAGAGUAACUGCAAAGAUCCCGCACUUCGAAACCAUGGAAGAGCCAGAUCUCGACUGGAUCAAGAUGAUCAAUGCGGGAGAGAGACUGGUGGUCAACAAUACGAGCUUCGGUUAUCUAUCACACCGGAUUGUGUUCUACCUGUUAAACCUCCACAUCAAAUCUCGGCAUACCUAUUUUGCUCGUGCGGGCACCACUCUGGAAGAGGAGUCUUUCAAGGCAGACGCACGUCUGUCACCACAGGGCAAGGACUAUGCCAAGAAAAUGACCGAGACACUGCUCAAGCAUCGAGAAGAGGAGAGACAGACUCUGAUCGAGAAAGGAGGGAUCAACACACCGUUGAAGCCACUUAUUGUGUGGACUUCUACGAGACGCAGGACCGUGGAAACGGCGGCAUUCCUGGAAGCCAAAGGGUUCAAAGUGAGGCAGCGGUCCCAAAUGAGCCAGCUCAAUCCCGGCGUUUGCGAAAAGAAGUCAGAGCGUAGAAUUCGACAGCAAUACCCGGAAGAGGUGGUAAAGCAUGAUCUGGAUCCCUACCAUCACAGGUUCCCCAGAGCGGAGUCGUACCACGAUGUUGCAGUUCGACUGGAACCUAUCAUUCUUGAGUUGGAAAGGGAGCAGAACGACCUCCUCAUCAUCGCCCAUGAAAGCGUCCUCCGUGUGCUUUAUGGGUAUCUGAUGGCAUGUAACGCUGCGGAUAUACCGUUCCUCUCAUUCCCACGAGACGAGAUAAUUGAGAUCAUUCCCGCCAGUUACAACAAUGAAGCGAAGCGAAUAAAGAUUCCGAACCUCCCUCCUGAGAUCAUUCCCGCCUCACCGGAAGGCAUCAAGAUGCCCGCUCCGCCCAGUGGAUUCGCCACCCCAGUGCCUGGCCUGGGUAGUGGCCUUGCCAGUCCUAGAACCGGAACAAGUACACCGGAGCCGGGCUCUGGUUACAAGACACCAGAAGACUCGGAAAAUCUCUCGGUGAGGAUGCACGAUGUGGUGUGA